Hyla sarda is the source of this 1093-nucleotide messenger RNA. It is a transcript of the gene NKX2-5, whose product is annotated as NK2 homeobox 5. The transcript has 2 exons. The record is from RefSeq and is a predicted model, not a curated record. Gene Ontology annotation, biological process: regulation of transcription by RNA polymerase II; cell differentiation. Gene Ontology annotation, molecular function: DNA-binding transcription factor activity, RNA polymerase II-specific; RNA polymerase II cis-regulatory region sequence-specific DNA binding. NCBI's taxonomy places the organism in Eukaryota, Metazoa, Chordata, Amphibia, Anura, Hylidae. Bases 1 to 900 code for a protein of 299 amino acids. Gene Ontology annotation, cellular component: nucleus.
AUGUUUGCCAGCCCCAUGACUUCUACUCCAUUUUCUGUCAAAGACAUUCUGAACUUAGAACAACAUCAGGGUGGCCUCUCAACCAUGGACAUCUCCCCCAGGUUGGACACCUCUUCAUGUAUGCUCUCCAGCUUCAAACAAGAGUCCUAUCCAGGGACCCCCUGCCUUUCUGAGCUCACUGAGGAGCUGUCUCAAAGGGACAGCAAUAAGGGCUCCUCUCCUUUCCCUGGAUCCUUCUUUGUCAAAAACUACAUGGAAAUGGACCCCUCUAAGGAGCAUAAAGAAGACAAGAAAGAUCUCUGCUCUUUGCAGAAGAAUUUGGAGACUGAUAAGAGGGACUUGGAAGACCCAGACAGACCAAGGCAAAGAAAAAGGAGAAAGCCCAGGGUUCUGUUCUCACAAGCCCAGGUCUAUGAACUAGAAAGAAGAUUUAAGCAGCAGAAGUACCUGUCAGCCCCUGAGAGAGACCAUUUAGCCAAUGUUUUGAAGCUCACAUCCACACAGGUGAAAAUCUGGUUCCAGAACAGAAGGUACAAAUGCAAAAGACAAAGACAAGAUCAGACUUUGGAAAUGGUGGGCCUCCCACCCCCAAGGAGGAUAGCAGUACCAGUUCUGGUGAGAGAUGGCAAACCUUGUUUGGGAGAGUCUUCUCCCUACAAUUCCCCUUAUAAUGUCAGUAUUAACCCUUACAGUUACAACACUUAUCCUCCAUACUCCAGCUACAGUAAUCCAGCCUGCAGUGGCAGCUACAACUGCAGUUACUCAUCCAUGCCCAGUAUGCAGCCCACCUCAGCUGGUAAUAACUUCAUGAAUUUUAGUGUGGGGGACUUAAACACAGUGCAGACACCCAUACAGCAAGCAAGCAGUGUAUCUGCACUCCAUGGCAUCCGGGCAUGGUAGAACUUGGCUAGGGGCCAUUCUGAAAGCACUAAACAAAUGGUGGCAUGGACUACAGUAUAUAGACUGAAAACUCCAUUGAAAAAAUAAACAUAUGCCCUGCAUCUUCCAAAUAAUAGAUGUGACUUUAACCCCUUGGUGUGAGAUUGAAAACUGAGAAUUAACAAUGGACAAUUUGGCAUGCUGGACAGGACAA